GCGCGUCCCCGGGGCUGGAGGCAGCCCGGCAGAAGCUCGCGCUGCGGCGGAAGAAGGUGCUGAGCGCCGAAGAGAUGGAGCUGUACGAGCUGGCGCAGGCAGCGGGCGGCGCUAUCGACCCCGACGUGUUCAAGAUCCUGGUGGACCUGCUGAAGCUGAACGUGGCCCCCCUGGCCGUCUUCCAGAUGCUCAAGUCCAUGUGUGCGGGGCAGCGGCUGGCGAGCGAGCCCCAGGACCCUGCGGCCGUGUCUCUGCCCACGUCAAGUAUGCCUGAGACCCGAGCUUCCCAUCGGGCUUCACACUUCAUCCCCGGGGCCCAUUGGGAGCCCCCCUGCCUCCUGCCAGGGCAGCUCGCAGCCUGAGGAUCGGGGGGAACGGCUUUGACGGGAACGUCACCCGAGGAAAGCAGAGUUGGGCUGGUGGAGCUUGCCCGUGCU
Molecule: messenger RNA, 437 nt
Organism: Tupaia belangeri chinensis (Chinese tree shrew)
Lineage: Eukaryota; Metazoa; Chordata; Mammalia; Scandentia; Tupaiidae
Gene: MZT2B
Product: mitotic spindle organizing protein 2B
Exons: 5
Coding region: 75-362 (95 amino acids)
Cellular component (GO): spindle; centrosome
Source: RefSeq, a predicted model, not a curated record